AUGGAUUACGAUGACUUAUACAAGGUCUUGCCUAAAGAUCCUAAAAAGUGGAAACUCGACGAUGUGACCAUUUGGUUGAAAUUCAUAGGACUACAAGACUUGGAUGUCAACUUUAGAUAGAAUUCCGUUGAUGGAGCAUUAUUGAGUACAUUGGAUGAUAAUGAUUUAAAAGAAAUGGGAAUAGCAGAAUCCUCGUUGAAAAUUAAAAAGUUAGUCUAAUGGAUUAAAAUUGGUUUCAAAGAAUAUUCUGAAUUUUUGAAAUCAUUAGAAAAAGGUCAAACUUUCGAUUCUCAAAAAUAGAUUAUCAAUCAAUAACAAGAUGAAAAUAAUACAUCCAACAACCUCGUUGUUUCCAAUCAAUUUAAAAGAAGUUCAAUAAAAGCUGCAAUCUUUGAAGAUUAAGUCUAAAGUAUUUAAUCGUUCAAAUAAACUGUACAAGAAGAUAAUAAUGUACAUGAAAUUAUCAGAUCAACACAUAUGAAAUAAGAUAGUAGUCCUUAUUUAUCCAACAUUACUAAUGGCAAUUAGAGAAUCUUAGUCCCAAAGGAGGGUGUUUCAAUUGGGAGAAAUCCUGAGAACACAUUAGUACUCAAAGAAGACUAUGUUAGCAGAUAGCAUUGCAAGAUCUUUCAUAAAGAAACCAAUGGGAGCUAUUACCUUCAAGAUUUAGGAUCUUCAUCUGGAACUUAUGUCUAAUUAACUAAUCCCACUCUAUUGAAAGAAGGAUUGAUUUUACAUAUGGGUUUGGGUUAGUUUUUGAUAUCCAAAAUUAAAAUCCAAGGGAGUAAAUGUUCUGUCUUCAUCAGAGUUUUGGAAGGUAUAAUGGAAAAUAAGAAUCUUGAUUUUGAAUUAACUCAAGAUUAGACAGCUCUAAUUUUUGGAAGGUAGAUGUCAAUGUUUGCAGAUGACACACAUUUGAGUGGUCAGCAUGCUUAGUUCACUUACAUAGAGGAAGGCUUAGUUAUUGAGGAUUUAGAUAGUAGAAAUGGAACCUGGUUGAGAUUGAGUCCUCCACACAAACAAAGUGAGCCUGUUAAAUUAAUUGAUGGAAGACGAUUUAGAUUAGCAUUUGAGUAGUUUUUUGAAUUUCAUUCAGAUUGAUUAUGCAUUCAUAUUUAAGCUAUUAAAACAAUAUUGUUA
This is a messenger RNA of Paramecium tetraurelia, 1140 nucleotides long. RefSeq lists its product as uncharacterized. Lineage: Eukaryota; Ciliophora; Oligohymenophorea; Peniculida; Parameciidae. The transcript has 3 exons. Gene Ontology annotation, molecular function: protein binding; mRNA binding. The record is from RefSeq and is a predicted model, not a curated record.